Molecule: messenger RNA, 5875 nt
Organism: Branchiostoma floridae (Florida lancelet)
Lineage: Eukaryota; Metazoa; Chordata; Leptocardii; Amphioxiformes; Branchiostomatidae
Exons: 2
Coding region: 460-4281 (1273 amino acids)
Source: RefSeq, a predicted model, not a curated record
AUAGAACAUUAUCACAUAAUGUUCUUCAUAAUAUAGUAAUUUCUUUUAUAUCAUGCUAUUUUUAGAAUGGUAGAUAAUUUCACAUCAACAGCAUCUACAAGUUUCAUGAUACCGUGCAUUAAAAAAACUCGAAGCAAACACCCCUAUUCACCUAAUGUGGUCAUCCUGACGUCACUUUUCCAAGAUGGCGGCCGUACACCCGGAAGUCACGCCCCCUCCUCGAACAAGUUCGAACUAGCCGAAGUCGACAAAACUGUUUCAUCUGACCUGCGUUUCUGAAGACGUGGAACGACUUUCCCGGUCGUCUGUCUCUCCAAACACACCAAGUCAAAGGAUCCCUACGCAAGAACUUUUUAGUAGUUCGUGGGGACGUCACACAACAAACUUGACGACCUCUAUUGUGACGUACAGAAACUUGGGAAGUUCGUGAACUGUAGUUUGGAUAUUCGCACCGCCAUCAUGGCCCUGAGCAAGCCCAGCAGCCUGGACCCUGUCUACACCCCAGGUACGGCUCGGGGCGCCAAACUGGCAGCUCUGCUGGUGGACGAGGGGACUUCGCUGGUCAGGAAGAUAUUUGAGGGUGAAGUCCAGAAAAUGAGCCCUCCAAGUCUUCGCAAGCAGCUGAGAAGACACAAGAAAUAUCUGACUGGACUACGAUAUUUGAAUUCUGGUCAGAGGAAGACAUUGUAUCCAUCCAGCGGCGAUAUUCCAAAUACUCCACAUGCGUUUGACAUUAAUCUGUUAGAACUCCUCUUGAAAGAAAUCCCGUGGUUAGAGUUGGGUAAGGAUACACCGUACUCAGCCGAACGGGACAGGCUCCGGCGUUUCAGAAACGCGAAUCACGGGCACAGACCAUGCACAAACCUGUCUAAAGAAGACUUUAACAGACUUUGGGAGGAACUUACUGAAAUCCUGAUCGCCCUGGGCGGGGACAGAGACGAUAUUUCAGCGAGACUCAACCAGAGCAUCGACCCGGAACAGGAAACGAUGUACUUCAGCUUGCUUGAGAAGCAGUACAAGGAAGACAUGGAACUCAAAGAGAUUCUCCUGGCUCAAGGAGAGAGUCUAAAAAAAUGGCAAGAAGAAGUUUUGGAUCAAGGAAAGAGCCUGCUAGUGGGGCAAGAAACACUCUUGGCUCAAGGGGUUGGUCUGAAAGUUGGGCAAGACCAACUUUUAGCCCAAGGAGCAAAUCUGACAAAUCAAGGUGACUGUCUUAAAAGAGGACAAGAUCAUCUUUCAGCUCAAGGCGAAAGUCUCAAGAAGGGACAAGAGACAAUUUUGGCCCAAGGAGAAAGACAGAUGAAAUGGCAAGACCGACUUUUGGCCCAGGGAGAAAGUCAGAUAAGGAGACAAGAAGAACUUCUACAUCAAGGUGAAAGUCUCGAGAAGGGACAAGAGACAAUUUUGGCCCAAGGACAAAGCCAGAAAAAAGGUCAAGAAGAAAUCUUGGAGGAGUUGAGAAAGUUGCCAGAGAAAGUCCGUGAUGCCCAGAGCCCAGGAACAGAUUCGGGGCAACCUGAAGACUCAACUUCCAGGACAGGUUUGGCUGAUGCACCUGAUGACGUCAUUUCCUGCCUGAAGGACCUGUACGCCACAGAGUAUGCGCAUGUGCGGCCCCUACCGUGGUGCGAAGACCUCAACCUGCAUCUUGGAGAAGUCUACACAAGCCUGCAGCUGCAGCAAAGGGACGGUAGGGGGAACUUUAAGGACACAGACAGCAUCGUAAGCCUAGCAGACAUUUUCAAUGCAAUGGAAGGUGAAGGUAGUCAAGUUAGUGUUAGAUCAAACGUCAGAAAAGUAAGGGUAGAGGGAAACCCUGGCAUUGGGAAGUCGUGCUCUUGUCAGAAGCUUGCCUAUGAUUGGUCCUGUGGGAAACUGGACAGGUUUAAGGUCGUGUUCUUUCUGGAAAUGCGACACUUAGCUGGAACUGUAAAAGAUGCUAUUUUUGAGCAACUCCUACCAAAGGACACAAAAACCACUCCGGACCAGCUCUGGACCUACAUCCAAGAGAAUCAGGAUGAUGUUCUCUUCAUCCUAGACGGUCUAGAUGAGCUCAGUCAGUCAGCUAGGGAAGUCACAGAUGUGGUGGACUUGAUUCAGGGUAAAAUCCUCAGGAACUGCCAUGUCCUGGUGACCUCCAGGCCGUACCAGUGUGUCAAAGAUCUCGAGAAAUGUCACCAGUUCUACAAAAUCGUAGGCUAUAGUAGAAAGAACGCAAUGGCAUUCAUAUAUAAGUACUUUGCCGAAUCCCCGGCGUCUGCCGCAAAACUUGUGGAACAACUCAAUAGUUACAUGCAUCUGCCCGAAGUAGUUUUUACUAUCAACAAGUUGGAAGAGGAAUUGCUUGCAAGUAAAUUGAGUCUGUCAGAACUAUUGGCUAAUCCUCUUAGCAACCUGCUCAUUUGUGUUGUUUGGGAAGAUAACAACAGACAGUUGCCUUCUAGCAAAGCGGAACUUUAUGAAAUGAUUGUUUUGUCCAUUGCCAAGCGAUUCUGUUCAAAGAAAACCCUUCCGAUGGAAGGUGACCAACUUCCUCCCAAGAUAGAAGAAGCUUUGCGAGGCCUAGAAAAACUGUCUUGGGAGGGACUAGAGCAGGAGCAGCUCCAGUUUAGCAUAGAUGAGAUCACAAAGAAGUAUGACACAACUGCCGAUAACAUGUUGAACAUGGGUCUCCUGACUAGAGAUAACUCUUUCGCCAGAAUCAAACGCACCUGCUACUGCUCCUUUCUGCACAAAACAUUUCAGGAAUACAUGGCUGCCCGUUAUAUCAGUGGCAUAGUCACGGAUGAAAGCAGUAGAGAUGUGGGGAUGGCAUGCAUUCGUAGUUUGUUGGGUUUGACAAAGGCUGACAUGGUCACGGAAGGAACUAACAAAGAGGAGGCAAUUACAUGUCUUCGUGGUUUGUUUGGUUUAAGAAAGGCACCGGACAUUGAUACGAAACUGAUUUUAAAGUGUCGCCGUAAACACAGGGAGAUUCAAAACUGGCUACCUUUGAUCCUGGGUGAGAAGGCAGACCCACUGUUUGACAUGUUUGCAGAGGAGCUAAAGAAAGCCCAAACUGAUGAGGACAGGGAAGUUUUGUCGUUUGUGUGUAUUAUGUUGCUUGGGAAAGCUGCUGCAGGUGGUAAAAUGGCUGAGAUUGUGGCUCCUUGUCUGCCCCAGCACCUAACUAACAACCUGGGUGAUUUGAGUGAACAAUAUGAUCAUCAUAUCUAUUGGUUUGUAGGGUUGACACACGUACUCACCUGUCAGAAGAAACUCCGUGCAAGUAACAAUCCAAGGCUGAUACAGCAUCUGACAGUUAAUUGCGGCCAUAUAACUGCCAGUUCUUCAGAACAAGAGAAACUUGACUUGUUGGAAAACACAUUGUCAGAUUAUGGCAAGAUACGCUCUGUGACGUUACUUGAUGCUGGCUGUGUUAGUAGGGCUGUCCACCAUAACUUCUCACCACUGCGCACAUUCAUACCUCGGUGUGGAACAGAAAGUGUGACCAUUUGUAUCAACCCCUAUGAUACAUUAUAUCUGUCACUGUCAAGUUCGUUGGAACAGCUUUCAAAGGCACCAAUGGUAGAGCAAAUCAGAAUCUCCGUAGGUUGUGUCAUUAGACAUAUUGACGAGCCUGAAGCGGACUUCUCAGAAUAUGACAGGUUGUUGGCCCACGUUAUUAGUAGGCAGAGCUGUCUCAGGUCAAUAAGGCUAAAGGUAACAGGAUGGUCUCGUGGGAAUUCUGAAAUCAGGGGGUUCGGUAACCUAGCAGCAACCCUGCAGAGCAUCUCACAACACUCACGUCUCCAAGACGUUGAAUUUGAGCUUCCAAGGAACGAUCAUGUAGUUUUUUCCGAAGAUACAAGGUUUGACAAUGAGAUGGUUUGUAUGGUUAACAAUGUGCCCUUAAUAAAAUACAAAGCACAUGAAACAGUUAAUGUCGAGCCAAUGGUGUACAAUCUCACAGAAUGCUUAAAGAAAAACAAGGUGCUGAAGACAAUGUCGCUUAGGUGGAGACUUGGUAAAGUUCAGAGUAUGACAAGCAAAAUUUAUCAUGGAGUCUGCAGCCAUCAGUCCGUCUCCAACCUGUGUUUAGCGAUCCGGAGAAACCGAACUCUGAAGUCGUUGGUGAUUGAUGGUAUGUUUGCGCACGGCCAAUUGCAACCAAGGCGCAAGGCGAGGGUGGUAGCGAAGCUGAUGCGUCAUAAACCUAGCAACUACGAGGAACUAAGAAUCACCAUAGUUAGACGUCUACGUCCGUCUCGUAAUGACUUCGUCACGUUUCCUCAUAUAUAAUUUCUUGGGUAUACAGAGCGACAGAACAGGUGGAAAUGGCAGUGGACCUUCACCCGAACAGUAGAAGCCUUCGCACUCGCUCUAGAGAGCACAAAUCAUUUCUGUCAAUCUUUUCUCGCAAAUAAUACCAUCGAAAAUGUCUUUAACAGCAGCAUAACCAAGUGAAGUUACCACACGUGCCUUUGAUAUGCUGUACCACUGCAAACACAUCAUACUAAGACAUGUACAUGUCAGAGGAAAUCACCUCUUUGUUGGAAAAGAAAGAAGGGUGAUACAUGAUGCUAUGUAUAUAUUGGCUAGUGAUUGUGACAAGUCCCAGUUAUGAGCUAGUAAUUAGCAAGUUCCGGUUAGAUAGCAUGAAGGUGCCAAGUAAGUCAAGCAAAAUGUUUCGGAUUUGCCCUCAAAUGUAUCUACCAUGAAGUUUGUGUCGAGGUUUUAUAUGAACUUAUAUUUUAUAUAAGUGAAUAUAUUUGGUAAAACAGAAACGUCCAUAUCUGACAAGAGCACGACAUGAACAUUCCCACCUUCUGUUGAUAUUACAAAACUUCCCUAAAAUACUAUGUAUCCCAUUUAGAUGUUUCUGCCUCCACAUUGUAAUAAGUUGAGCAUUUGUUAAUUAGUGGAUAUGUCAUUAACAUAUUUAAGCUGAUGUGAGCUAAGAUGAGUGUAAAAUAACAUUCCUGUAACAAAACAAACUAUUGUAAACUCAGAUAGAAACAUGAAAACAAAAUUACACCAUAUUUUGGCGUGUCCCUAAAGAAGAUAACGAUGCAAACGUUUGAAUGUAUAGAAACUCAUUGUGGUGUGUUACAGCAAUUGCAAUACAUCGUACUCCAUUAUGCAGAAUAUGUGUUGGAUAGCAUAAUCACGUUCUUGUUUUUGGCUUCUUUACAAGUUUAUUUACAGCAGCAUUGGUAUAGGCAUAAAUAGCAUCAAAUAUAAUGUUGUAAUAUCUGUUGCAUCGAUGUGAGUUCAAACAAGUGUGAUUCCUGUACAAGAGCAAAAGGGAACAACAGAAUAUUCCCACCAGAAUUGCACCAUAUUUCUGUAUGUAACGUUAGGUAUAGAAGAUGAAGAUGAAAAUAUUUGUAUAUACGUACAGAAGUUGAACAUACAAUUAGAGACAUUCCACUUGAUAAUGCAACAAUUUUGUAUACAGUCAAGCGUCUAAGGUGACUGAUUUUCACCUAAUACUAACUAGUGCUGUUGACUGCAAAUAUACCAAUGUUAUGUUGAACAUGUAUUGGUUCGAUAUAUAGUGCUAAUGACAACGUUGUUUAUUGUACAAACGAUGACAGUAUGGACUAUUUGAUGGUCAAGAACAGAGGUCUGUAAAAACAGCAAAUGGAAAAUAUGUGGAAUUUCAAUGAACAUAUCAAUGAACCAAGUUGAAAUUGCGAUGUUAUUAUAAUUAAGCUGUCAUAUGUUUUUCAAAAACCUGAAAAGGGUUCACCAAGAAGUGAUGAGAUAUACUGCCUAAAUUUGUAACGCUUGUUGCCAUUGGUAGAUUGUACUUGAACCACUUUAUAUGUACCUGAUGCUUAUGACACUAAUGUACGUUGCUGCAAUGUAUCAUUACACAGUGUAUAACACA